This is a messenger RNA of Cannabis sativa, 1042 nucleotides long. RefSeq names its product cell division topological specificity factor homolog, chloroplastic. Bases 140 to 853 code for a protein of 237 amino acids. Lineage: Eukaryota; Viridiplantae; Streptophyta; Magnoliopsida; Rosales; Cannabaceae. The record is from RefSeq and is a predicted model, not a curated record. The transcript is spliced from 2 exons. Gene Ontology annotation, biological process: chloroplast fission; cell division; regulation of division septum assembly.
AAAAGACUCACUUAUUUAAUUACGAAAAUACCCUCGUUGGACCUUUCUUCACUUCGUCUCUUUCUCCUCUUCUGCAAUUGUGUUAACCUACCCACCACCACCCCCAAAAUCUUCGUGUGUAAUAGAGAAGGAGAAAGCUAUGGCGGUGUCUGGAGAUUUGAGGGUCUCUGCAACAAUCUCUUCUUAUCCUUUCAAGCACCACAAUUUCGGAAACUCUCUUAUUCCCCCUUCUAAGGUAGCAUUUAAAGGUUUAAAUGGUGGAUUAUCCACUAAUUCCAAAGUCCUUUUCAAAUGGCCAUGUUUAGAUCUUGAAGGGAACAAUUUAAAGUGCAAUUAUCACCAGUCAUUUGGUGUUUCCAGAAACAAUAAUCUUUCACCUGAACCUGCAACACAAGAAACCGAAAAUCUUAUCCUCAAUGCUGUGAAUAUGAACUUUCUUGAGCGUUUGAAUUUGGCAUGGAGGAUCUUGUUCCCAUCACCAACUACAAAAAGGAAAAGCGUUGCAAACAUUGCUAAGCAACGGUUGAAGAUGAUACUCUUCUCAGAUCGAUGCGCUGUAAGCGAUGAGGCGAAGCAGAAGAUUGUUAGCAACAUUGUGGGAGCACUGUCUGAUUUUGUGGAAAUAGAUUCACAAGAUAAAGUUCAGCUUAGUGUCUCAACAGAUACUGAUUUGGGCACUGUGUACUCAGUUACAGUCCCGGUUAAGCGUGUUAAACCCGAGUAUCAAGCUGUGGAUGAGUAUGAGAAUGGGACCAUAACAAAUGUUGAUUACAAAGACAAUGGAGAAGCAUCUGGUUCUGUUGAUGUUACCUUUGAUUUCUUCAUUCCUGAUGAAAAUUCUAGUAGGUAUUAAGAGUCAAAUCUCUCUUAUUAUUACUUGUUUGUUGUGUUAGUAGGUGAAUGAAUUUCAUUGUAUGCCAAGCCAAAAAAGAAGAAACUUCCUGAGAUGUCAUUGUUUGUUUAGCUUCCUGAGUUUUGAGACUAGCUUUUUGUAAAUAUAAAUUUUCCUUGUUAUUUUUAUUGAGAAUAUAUUUCUGAAAAA